AUGGCCAUCCACUCUUUCCUCUUUAUCUCACUUCUUAUAUUAUCAUCGUUGGAGUCGAGCAGUGGAACCACCAAGGAUAGACUCUUCUUCACCAACCUUCAAAAUACACUUGAGGUCACGGCUAAACCCAUAAGAGAUGGAGUUUUGGAAAGUGGAAAAGAUAUAAUAAGAGUUACAUGGAAGUUAAAGUCGUCGGUCAAGAUCGAUGUCGAUGCUGCCAUCAAGACUGUCGAUGUUAGGCUUUGUUACGCACCUAUUAGCCAAGUUGAUAGACCGUGGCGUCAAAGCCAUAACGAACUCUUUAAAGACAAAACCUGUCCUUACAAGAUUGUGUCCAAGCCCUAUGACAAGAUCUCUCAAUCACUGAACUGGAUCAUUGAACGUGAUAUCCCUACUGGAACCUAUUUCGUACGUGUCUAUGGAAUUGAUGCAAAUGGUCACGAAGUAGCUUAUGGACAUUCAAACGCGGAAAAGACGACUAAUCUCUUUAGUGUUGAAGCCAUUGAUGGUCGUCACAUCUCGCUCGAUGCAGCAUCAAUAUGCUUUAGCAUCUUCUCUGUUGUUGCUCUGUUAGUCUUCUUUAUGAGAGAGAGAAGAAGAAACCCGAUUUAA
This is a messenger RNA of Eutrema salsugineum, 612 nucleotides long. Its product is annotated as high-affinity nitrate transporter 3.2. Gene Ontology annotation, cellular component: plasma membrane. Lineage: Eukaryota; Viridiplantae; Streptophyta; Magnoliopsida; Brassicales; Brassicaceae. Gene Ontology annotation, molecular function: nitrate transmembrane transporter activity. The record is from RefSeq and is a predicted model, not a curated record. Gene Ontology annotation, biological process: response to nitrate; nitrate transmembrane transport.